GAGGGAGGCUGAGAGCGGGGUUCUGGCGGGAGAGGUUCUGGACUAGGUGGUCCGGAACUGGUUGUAGCUGUGGCUAUGUUUUUCUCCGAGGCUGGGGCCCGGCGGCGGACGUGGGAAGCCAGCCCCGCGGAACACAAGAAGUUUGUGGAAGUAUUUAAAGCAUGCGAUGAAGAUAACAAAGGCUACCUAAGCAGAGAGGACUUUAAGGUUGCUUUUGUAAUGCUGUUUGGGUACAAGCCCUCCAAGAUAGAAGCAGAUUCUGUGAUGUCUUCAAAAAAUUCCAGUACUUCUGGUGUAUCGCUUGAGGAGUUUUUAAAUAUCAUAAGGAAAAAGAAGGAAGUUCAACUAUAUCACAAUGAGAUAAGACACAUCUUCACAGCUUUUGACAUGCACUAUCGUGGAUUUUUAACUUUGGAAGAUUUCCAAAGAGCCUUCAGGCUUGUGGCUCCCAAAUUACCUGAAAGGACUGUUCUCGAGGUAUUCAGGGAAGUAGAUCAAGACUCAGAUGGUCUCGUCAGCUUUAGAGACUUCGAAUAUGCUAUGAAGAAUGGACAAAAUGAAGCCCAACCGUCGAGAUCUACUUUUGGCAAUUCCGGGGAGAGCUAUAAAUUGUAAUGUAUUUAAAGGUCAAACAGACCUUGCCCUUGUGACUUUGUGAUCUGCAUACUUGUGAUUAAACUCCUAAUCAUAAUUUAUGGAUGCUGAUAAUAUACUUGGGCUUGGAAUUCCAGAGGUGGUUGUGUGUACCAGUCUCCCUCUGUGUGGCUAGCAGCCCUGAGUCAGGUGCCGCUGCUGGCCCUGCCACUCGGCCGUCCCCCACCUCUCUUGCCACUCCACACUGCAGGUUGCAAUGCUCCACUCCCUUGGCCAUGCACCACUGCAGGUCCCUGGUUCCCAUCAGCUCCCAAGGUCUGGCAAGGGGCAGCUUUUCCCACCAAUGGUGCCAGUUGCCUUCAUUCAUUCCACUUUGGUUGAAUGAACAAUAGCAUCGAAGUGUCCCGCUUGCCUACUGUGUUCUAAGCACUGAGUGAGGCAUUAGGGAAACAAAGAGGUAAGGCUUCUCUAAGUUCACGUACCCAGAAUCUAGAUCCACACUGCACUGGUGCUGGCUGUGCAAGACAAACCAGGUGGGCUUCCACAAGGUGGCCCUGUCCACGUCAUACAGGGAGAACAGCACGCACUAGGGGUCCUGGGGACACAGAUGUGAUUGUAGAAGCUCUUUGGGUGGCCUGAGCCUGGGCUUCCUGAUACACAGAAGCAAAACCUGGCCUGCCCAGUUGCCCUUGGUACACACUUCUGGUUCCGGUGGUUCUGCCCUGCACCAGAGCCUUGGCCAGCUGGGCUCACAGUCUCCACGGUCUCCCAUCCCCCUGGGCUCCAGGGAUGCCAUCCUGGAGCAAAAACUGCACCACUGGACAUACAGCAUUUAUUAAAAUAAUUCAAAAAUAAUUGUAUCAAUACUAAUAUUUUAUUUGUU
Messenger RNA from Urocitellus parryii (Arctic ground squirrel), 1477 nucleotides. RefSeq names its product EF-hand calcium binding domain 11 (gene Efcab11). The record is from RefSeq and is a predicted model, not a curated record. Gene Ontology annotation, molecular function: calcium ion binding. NCBI's taxonomy places the organism in Eukaryota, Metazoa, Chordata, Mammalia, Rodentia, Sciuridae.